Microstroma glucosiphilum is the source of this 1392-nucleotide messenger RNA. RefSeq names its product HCP-like protein. The record is from RefSeq and is a predicted model, not a curated record. Lineage: Eukaryota; Fungi; Basidiomycota; Exobasidiomycetes; Microstromatales; Microstromataceae. Gene Ontology annotation, molecular function: protein binding. The transcript has 3 exons. The coding region runs from base 1 to 1392 and encodes 463 amino acids.
AUGCAGUCAUCAGAAGAGCCUAUCCGCCCUCUUCCCCAGUCUGGAAGCAAUCCCGGCCAAGAGCAGCAAACAGCAGCAGCUCAGACGGAAGCCGUACUCCCGCCUCGCAUAACGCCGAACAACGAGACCAUCGCCUCAUCCACAUCUGGACCUCUGCUGGACCACAGCCAUCUGAAGCCUGGUGAACAGGCCGCUCUUCUCUCCCACAUCAAGACAUUGGAGCUCUACCGGGUGAAUGCAAAGAGGACUAAUGAUCCUGAUCUCAUCUAUGAGUUUGCCGUCUUCAUGAUCGAUGCUAGCAAGUCGAUGCCUGACUCACCACCUGGACCUACUCAGCCAGGCUCAAAGGAAGAGCUUAUCAAAGAGGCUAUUGGCCUGCUGAAGAAGAUUGCAGAGCGUGGGCAGUCAGAUGCGCAAUACUUCUUGGCAGACUGCUAUGCCAACGGGAUCGGUACACCCAAGAACAAGCAGGACUUCGAUCGUGCUUACCCGCUCUUCGUACUCGCUGCAAAGCAUGGUCAUCCGGAUGCCGCUUAUCGAGCCGGGACCUGCUAUGAGAAGGGCUGGGGCUGUCGAAGGGAUAAUGGCAAGGCUUUGCAGUUCUACCGCAAGGCUGCUGCCCAGUCACAUCCUGGAGCUAUGUACCGACUUGCUACUGCCGAGCUGAACGGCGAGCUGGGGCUGAAGCGCUCAGCCAAGGAGGGCGUGAAAUGGCUCAAGAGAUCGGCUGAUGCCGCUACACCAGAGUUUCCUCACGCACUCCAUGAGCUCGCUCUCCUCCACGAGCGGGGAAUCGACAAUGUCCUCUUCCUCGAUCCCGAGUACGCUUGUGAGCUCCUUGCGCAGGCUGGAGAGAUGGGCUAUGCACCUUCUGCCUACAAGCUCGGAGUCAAUUACGAGUACGGACGGAUGGGCUGUCCUCAGGAUGCCGGCUUGAGCAUUCACAUGUAUAACAUUGCUGCGCAGCAGAACCAUAGAGAAGCCUGCUUCGCUCUUACUGCCUGGUACCUGGUUGGUGCCCCAGGCAUCCUGCCGCAGAGUGACACUGAAGCAUAUCUUUGGGCCAAGAAGGCGGGGGAGCAAGGACUGGCAAAGGCAGAGUACGCAGUCGGCUACUUCACAGAGAUGGGUAUCGGUACAGUGAAGGAUAUUAAGGAAGCCAAGGCUUGGUUCAGUCGUGCUGCUGAGCACGGCGAUCAUCGUGCCAACCAGCGUCUGACGCACCUGGGCGCCCCGACCGUCAAGAUGGCCAAGGGGGCGGGGAUGAACGACAGCAAUGCGAAAGGUCUUCAUAAAGCAGGCCAGCAUGGCUCAGCAGACGAUCGAAAAUUCGGGCAUGAGUCCGGCAGGUGGAGGGGCGACGACGUACCCUUCGCCGGUGACGAUGCGUGA